CUUUCUUCUUCUCUCUUUCUCUGUGUUUGUUUCAUCACUGUGAAUGGGUCCAAUUUCCACAGAUGAACUUCACCUAUUUCACAGAACUCACCGUGAGGUUUUCUGUUUUCUGAUCUUCAAACUGCGACGUGACUUGACACAAUCCCUUCUGGUCAUGGCAUUGUGGAUUUGGCUUGAACACAAUGGAUACCCCAAUAUCAGUCACAAAGUGAUGGCUUUAUCUCAUGCUUCUGCAAUCGAUGAUCUCGUUGAUGAAGCUGCAUCGUGUUUAAAAUGCUUAGAGAGAGAAAACUGUGCCACCCCAAACAAUGGUGGUUUGCCCUCAACACAAAACUUAACACAAAAGCGCAUAUCUCUUAAAAUAUUUAAGGAAAAAAGGUACACCAUAAUCGCUGGUAUAAAAAGUGUACUAAAAAAUAUCUGUGCUCGAAUUUUUGCUGAUGUUUUGCAGAUAAUCAUAAGAAGCAAGAACACAAGCAGAGCUCGGACAUCACGAGGUAACAACACAUCAGACAGUCCUGUCACCAUCCCAGGUUUUCCACACCCUUUGUUUGGUUCCUUCAACAUUAAUCCACCAGACAGUUAUACGAACAUGGACUUGUUUGAUUUGAGAAUUUGGUUGAAGGGACCCUGUGAUGAUGUCACCGCUGAUGAUAAAUCCAUGUUUCUGACAUUUUCUAGAGGCUUCCCUGUGUCAGAAGGUGAGGUGAUCAAACUGUUUAAACGUUCGUUUGGAGACUGUGUGGAGAAUUUGUCUAUGGGAAACACUGGUGUGCAAGAUCAAUCUUUGUUUGCAAUAAUGAUUUUGAAGAGUGUAAGAACAGUUGAUCAAAUUUUGAAAGGGAAACAUGUCGCGAAGCUUCAAAUAAACAGAAAACAUAUAUGGGCUCGCAAGUAUGAGCGUCGUGAUUAAACCUAUAUAUAUAUCAUCUACUAAACCCUACUUGAUAAAUUUAGAAGACAAAGAGUAUAACCAAGUAGACAUCAUGCGUUUUCUUGUUUUUGUUUUGGAAAAUAA
This is a messenger RNA of Vigna unguiculata (cowpea), 1018 nucleotides long. RefSeq lists its product as uncharacterized. Lineage: Eukaryota; Viridiplantae; Streptophyta; Magnoliopsida; Fabales; Fabaceae. The record is from RefSeq and is a predicted model, not a curated record.